ACGAAUACAGAACUCAGAAAGCUUGUUUCUCCUCUUCUUAGCCCUUUCUUCUAUUCUGCUUCUUCUCUUCCCUCUUCCUCCCUCUCUUCACUUCUUGACCUGGACAAAAUCUCCCCAUUUCUCUCUCCAUUCCUUAUUUUCCGCUAGAAAGAUCUUUAAUUUACUUACCCACAACAUUCUACCACUUGACCCUCCAACCUCGGAUCAGAGAGUUGUUGUCUUUUCUAUUGGGUUUUUGAGAGCUAAUCAUGGGUUGUUAGUUUGGUAUCUUAUUUUAGGAAAGGAAUCAGGGUUUUGAGUUUCAGACAGAGAAUCUUUGUUGGGUUUCUGAUGGGCAACUGCUUAGCUUCUUCUGCUAGAGUAGAUACCAGCCAGAGCACCCAUGUCACUUCUGCAUCAGGGGCCUCAAGAAUUUCAAGCAAAACCAGCCGAUCUUCAGCUCCUUCAAGCCUAACAAUCCCAUACAGUGAGAAAAGUAAUUCUGAGUGUCUUCCUACACCAAGAUCUGAAGGAGAAAUAUUAUCAUCCCCGAAUUUAAAAGCGUUCUCCUUCAACGAGUUAAAGAAUGCCACCAGAAACUUUCGUCCUGACAGUCUUCUUGGUGAAGGUGGAUUUGGCUAUGUCUUCAAAGGAUGGAUUGAUGGACAAACUUUUGCAGCUGCUAGGCCUGGAUCAGGAAUGGUUGUUGCUGUUAAGAAGCUUAAACCUGAAGGUUUUCAGGGCCACAAAGAGUGGUUGACAGAAGUUAAUUACCUUGGCCAACUUCAUCACCCAAAUCUUGUUAAGCUGAUUGGCUAUUGCUUGGAGGGUGAGAACCGACUUUUGGUCUAUGAGUUCAUGCCAAAAGGGAGCUUAGAGAAUCAUCUAUUUAGAAAAGGGCCACAACCACUUUCUUGGGCGAUAAGGAUGAAGGUGGCCGUAGCUGCUGCAAGGGGGCUUUCGUUCCUUCAUGAUGAAAAAUCUCAAGUCAUAUAUCGAGAUUUCAAAGCCUCCAAUAUUCUUCUAGAUGGGGAAUUCAAUGCGAAACUUUCUGAUUUUGGAUUGGCUAAGGCAGGGCCCACUGGUGAUAGGACUCAUGUGUCAACUCAGGUCAUGGGUACUCAUGGCUAUGCAGCACCUGAAUAUGUUGCUACAGGUAGGUUGACAGCAAAAAGUGAUGUAUAUAGCUUUGGAGUUGUGUUGCUAGAACUACUGUCUGGACGGCGAGCUGUUGAUAAAACAAAAUCUGGUGUGGAGCAGAACCUGGUAGAUUGGGCAAAACCGUAUCUGGGUGACAAAAGGAAAUUAUUCCGAAUUAUGGACACCAAAUUGGGGGGUCAGUACCCCCAGAAAGGUGCCAAUACAGCUGCUAUUCUGGCUGUACGGUGCCUAAGCACCGAGCCUAAACUGAGGCCUCGUAUGUCAGAUGUUUUAGGAAUACUAGAACAGCUUGAAGCCCCUAAAAAUGCAUCUAGACACUCCCCAACAGAAAAGGAGAGCGUUCAGCAAUCUGUUAGGAAGUCUCCAAUGAGACCCCCUCGUUCUCCUCUGAACAUCCCACCAAGUGCAUCACCAUUGCCACCAUCUCACAGGCAAUCACCACGAGUACGCUGAAAGAGAAAGAUUUCAUCUGUAAAUUUGUUAAAUACAUCCAUAUCAUUUUGUUAAACAUAAAAUAUAAUUUUGGGCGUGUAUCCUUGUGCAAUUUUCCAUUGUAUAACAGAUUAUCACCACUGGUAUUUGCUGAAAGCGUUAUCGUAUUGCGGUAAUCUGCCUU
This is a messenger RNA of Rubroshorea leprosula, 1756 nucleotides long. The record is from the annotation of a GenBank genome assembly. NCBI's taxonomy places the organism in Eukaryota, Viridiplantae, Streptophyta, Magnoliopsida, Malvales, Dipterocarpaceae.